AUGAGAGCCGCGAUUCUUCUGCCAUUACUGCUCUGUUGGGCCCAGGGUGAGCGUGAUGGUACUCUGGAGAAAGGCAGAGCUCCAGCAGUGGAGGGGGACCUUCAGUUUGAGCUUCGUGGUGACAAAACAAGCUAUGAUGAAGACAGCCAACCGAUCGACGUCCAACUUGAUAUUUGGGCUGAGCUGAAGGAGCUCAGAGACAUGACCAUUAGAAUGAACGUUGAAAUAGAGAUGCUAAAGCAAGAGAACUCAGCGCUGAAAGCCAGAGUGACCUCCAGUGAGAUGGAGGUGGAGGAGAUCAAAAGAGAGAAUGCAGCUAGACCAAAGGUGGCGUUCUCAACCGCCCUCUCAACUGCUGGACCCAUUGGACCCUUUAAUACUGAUAUUACAGUGAAGUUCAGUAAAGUCUUUACUAACUUCGGCCAAGGCUACAACCCAGUUACAGGUAUCUUCACAGCCCCAGUCAGAGGAAUCUACUACAUCAGAUUUAAUGUGUUUCAGCCCAGACAAGAUCUCGGGGCUGGUUUUCAUUUGUAUCAUAAUAGUUGGAAAGUUAUGAGUGGUUAUGUGGCAAGUACUGGUAGGAGUGAAAGUGCAUCUAAUGCAGUUAUACUUCAUCUUGAACAGGGGGAUGUGGUUUUCAUUAAUCUUGUAAAAGGUUGCACUGCGUAUGACGAUGGCAAUAAUUACACCACUUUCAGUGGAUUUUUGGUUUUUCCCAAGUGA
Messenger RNA from Fundulus heteroclitus (mummichog), 726 nucleotides. It is a transcript of the gene cbln17, whose product is annotated as cerebellin 17. Gene Ontology annotation, molecular function: protein binding. Lineage: Eukaryota; Metazoa; Chordata; Actinopteri; Cyprinodontiformes; Fundulidae. The record is from RefSeq and is a predicted model, not a curated record. Bases 1 to 726 code for a protein of 241 amino acids. The transcript is spliced from 4 exons.